GUGUUUGGUACUCUGGGUGCGUGGUAGUUUGGUUUCUGCUCCGGGUUCGCUGUCACAGCCCGUCACUCCCCGGAGCCCGGGACAGACAGGGCAACGCCCGUGUGUGUGUGUGUGAGCGGGACUCAGGGCAGAGGCGUCCUCUCGCUGUCUUUUUUUCUUCCUUUUAUCCAAAGAAGGGGGCAGUUCUCGCGCUUGCCUUCCUGUCGCCCCGUUGGGAGCGGGGUUGGUGUGCGGAGUGGUUCGUCUUUUUUUGUUUUAAACUUGUGAGCGUUUUUGGUUUUGUUUUUAUUUUUUUCCUCCCCUUUUUUUAGGCUCAGUGCCGUCUGGACUGGUUUCAUUGGUCCCUGACUAACCGCUUUCUGCCCCUUCUCUCGCCACCCCCGCCCAAGGUCGCCCCUCUGCCCUCGCCCCUGGCCCGGGGGGUGGGAAGCUUUGUCAGGCUCCCUGCCCACUCGAGUCUCCGCAGCGUAGCAGCACCUGCUUCAGUAUGAACGGGGUCAACGACCCCCCUCUUUUUAUAAAAGAUAUUAAGCCCGGACUGAAAAACUUAAAUGUCGUCUUUAUUGUGCUGGAGAUAGGACGCGUGACCAAAACCAAAGACGGCCAUGAAGUGAGAUCAUGCAAAGUAGCAGAUAAAACUGGCAGCAUCACUAUUUCCGUGUGGGAUGAAAUCGGAGGUCUUAUACAGCCAGGGGAUAUUAUUCGGUUGACCAGAGGGUAUGCAUCCAUGUGGAAAGGAUGUCUGACACUUUAUACUGGAAGGGGUGGAGAACUUCAAAAAAUUGGGGAAUUUUGUAUGGUUUAUUCAGAAGUGCCAAAUUUCAGUGAACCUAACCCAGAUUAUCGAGGACAGCAGAACAAAGGGGCACACAGUGAACAGAAGAAUAAUUCCAUGAAUAGUAAUAUGGGUACAGGUACAUUUGGACCAGUGGGAAACGGUGUUCAAACUGGCUCAGAAGCAAGGGGAUGCCAAUUUUCAUAUGCUGGUAGAAGCAAUGGCCGGGGACCUGUAAAUCCACAGCUACCAGGAACAGCUAAUAAUCAAACAGUCAUGACCACAAUAAGUAAUGGCAGGGACCCUCGGAGAGCCUUUAAAAGAUGACCUAUGCCAAAUACACACAUGUAGUUUUUAAACUACGUGCCCUACUUGAACACUUACUGCACUUUUAUUUAUUGUUAACUGUGAAAACUGUCCUUUAUCGGUUUCCUUUUAUGUUUUUGGUUUGUUAACAAGAGUGGUUUGUUUUUUAUAGCAGAACUAUUAAGCGGCUCGAGUCUCCUAUUGAAGAAUGGGAACACUGAAGAAUAGGGGCAUUUAGUUUUAGAGCAAAAAGAUCUUUCGAUAUCCUCUAAAAUACCUGCACCCAUUUCAUGGGUGAGUUACUUACGACAUCAGCAUUUUAGCCUCUAUGAGUCUAUUUUCUGUAUAAACUUUGUAAUUUUUAAAAUAAGGCUUAGUGGGAGAUGUUCUUUUGGCUUAAAAACAGAUAUGGCCAGCUAAAGCAAUAACCACCAAAAAAGCAAAAACAUGGUUAAUGCUAACAGCAAUUUUUGAGUGUUUGUGACUCCAGGAAUGAUUGACUUCUCCAUUGAGUGACUGCCAUUAAGAUUUUCCAGGGACUGAAUCAUCGUAGACUCUUGUUCUGUUACCAAAAAACAUAUUCUUUAUCAGAAUUAUGGAAUAGAAUGUGAUCUGUAUUAUAACAAGAAAUUUUUAGAAGAAAGCUACAUUUACUUUAUCUUAGGGUAGUCCUGUUAAUACUUACCAGCUUUGUGCAUUACACUGAAUGGGAAUUUAAAACUGAGGCCUUGAAUGUUUAUUUUCUUAAACUACUAUGUCAAAUAUUGAAGUUUAAUUUGAGGGAGUUAUGAAGUCAUAAUAAACAUUGAUCUAAUUUUUACAAAUUAUGGUAGAUAAAUAUUAUAGUGAAGGUAAUUCAAAUUGAAUUUAUGUAGAAAAAUGUAAUCUUAAUUUAUGGCGUCCUAGGUACUUGCAGAAACGCAGCCUGGAGUGAAAUUCCUAGGUUCUUACUUUAUUUGAGGGUAUGUGUGUGUGUUUAUUGUCAGUUUCUGAACACAAUUCACAAAGCCUUAUCAGCAACAGUUAAGAAAUGGCUCUCUCAAAGAAGCAAAUACAGCUUUAUUUAGAAAUGUAAAGGUAGAAGUUAUUUAUGUGUUGUAAGUGGUGUCCAGUUCCACUUUUUACUGUAUGGUGGAUAACUGGUAAAUUUUUCCUUUGUUGGAAUUAAACUCUUCUUCAACAUUAUCUCUUGAAUAAAACUUGCGUUAAUGUUAACAGACCUA
Messenger RNA from Delphinapterus leucas (beluga whale), 2304 nucleotides. RefSeq names its product nucleic acid binding protein 1 (gene NABP1). Gene Ontology annotation, cellular component: SOSS complex. NCBI's taxonomy places the organism in Eukaryota, Metazoa, Chordata, Mammalia, Artiodactyla, Monodontidae. Gene Ontology annotation, molecular function: DNA binding. Gene Ontology annotation, biological process: double-strand break repair via homologous recombination; mitotic G2/M transition checkpoint; response to ionizing radiation. The record is from RefSeq and is a predicted model, not a curated record.